This is a messenger RNA of Ochotona curzoniae (black-lipped pika), 889 nucleotides long. It is a transcript of the gene LYPD1, whose product is annotated as LY6/PLAUR domain containing 1. Gene Ontology annotation, molecular function: acetylcholine receptor inhibitor activity. The transcript is spliced from 3 exons. Bases 270 to 698 code for a protein of 142 amino acids. Lineage: Eukaryota; Metazoa; Chordata; Mammalia; Lagomorpha; Ochotonidae. The record is from RefSeq and is a predicted model, not a curated record. Gene Ontology annotation, biological process: acetylcholine receptor signaling pathway.
GUAGUUCCUUCAGUCUCCGCCACCAACUCCGGCUGCGCGGCGCUCGGCCCCAGAGCGCCAACCGGAGGAGCCGCCACCCGCAGCCGGGAGUCCCGCGCGGGCGAUGCGGGCGCUGCGGGCGGCACCUGCGGCUCCUCACGGCGGCCUCGGCGGCUUCUGCGAGGGCCCCAGCAGCAUCGGCAGCCACAGCCGUCGCGGCCCCGGCAGCUUCUGCCGUGGUCGCCGCCUCUAAUGAGCCUGCCCGCUCCCGGUCCCGCGGCUCCGGGAAGAUGUGGGUCCUCGGCAUCACAGCAACUUUUUGCGGAUUGUUCUUGCUUCCAGGCUUUGCGCUGCAAAUUCAGUGCUACCAGUGUGAAGAAUUCCAGCUGAACAACGACUGUUCUUCCCCAGAAUUCAUCGUGAAUUGCACGGUGAACGUCCAAGACAUGUGUCAGAAAGAAGUGAUGGAACAAAGUGCCGGGAUCAUGUACCGCAAGUCAUGCGCAUCAUCAGCGGCCUGCCUCAUCGCCUCGGCCGGGUACCAGUCCUUCUGCUCGCCAGGGAAACUGAACUCAGUGUGCAUAAGCUGCUGCAACACGCCUCUUUGCAACGGGCCCAGGCCCAAGAAGAGGGGCAGCUCUGCGUCGGCGCUCAGGCCGGGGCUUCCCACCACCGCCGCCCUGCUCCUCCAGUUAGUGCUCUUCCUGGCUCACUGCUGAAGCGCACGGAGCUGCGCCCCCUGCAUGGCGCACCUCGCUUCCCCACGCCUCCCUACGUUUUUCUCUGGGUUUGCUUUUAAGCUGGGCAGGGCGGGGACUGUGCGUUUUCCUUUUGUUCCCGUACAAACCGUGAGAGGUCUGUGUGGCAACAGUUUUUGUAAGCUCUGAAUAAAUCCAGUCUUGAAUUCUCA